Messenger RNA from Puntigrus tetrazona (Sumatra barb), 6336 nucleotides. RefSeq names its product SPARC (osteonectin), cwcv and kazal like domains proteoglycan 1 (gene spock1). Bases 171 to 1544 code for a protein of 457 amino acids. The record is from RefSeq and is a predicted model, not a curated record. Lineage: Eukaryota; Metazoa; Chordata; Actinopteri; Cypriniformes; Cyprinidae. Gene Ontology annotation, molecular function: calcium ion binding; protein binding. The transcript has 13 exons.
GCUCACCGUUCCGUUACACGGGUCCGUUUCUCCCGGUUGUGUUCAGUGCAGCAGCUGCGAGGAUCUGAGGAAACUCACUCACUCACUCACCCUCCAGUGUCUCGGAUACUUUACGGUCCCGCCCGGUCUCCAGUCACCCGCUCGGGAGCAGAGAACCGUCCCGUCUUGAGAUGAUGCUGAGUCUCGGUCUGUUCGUGCCUCUGGUGGUUCUGACGGUGUCCGUUACCGGCAGCAGUGACGGAAACCCGCUGGACAACGAUAAGUGGAUGAGCACCGUGUCCCAGUACGACAAAAGCAAAUACUGGAACAAAUUCCGCGACGAGGUUGAGGAUGAUUACUUCAGAGCCUGGAACCCCAACAAAGCACAAGACCAAGAGAGCGAGUCGAACCUACGAUCAGAACCAAAACCUAAAUCACACUCACAGACCAAGAGCAGAACUACUGACGGGCUGGACAGCACUAAAGACCCGUGCAUGAAGGUUCGCUGCCCUCCUCACAAAGUGUGUGUGAGCCACGACUUCCAGACGGCCAUCUGCGCCAAUCACAAACCAGCACAGCACAGCAUUAAACCCAGGAAAGGAAAUCCCCCGCAUAAGCGUUGGAUGGGAGCUGUGAAUCAUGGGAAAUGUAGGCCAUGCCCUGUAGUUCACUCCAGCUUGGUGUGCGGCUCCGACGGACACACAUACUCCUCAAAGUGUAAACUGGAGUUCCAGGCCUGCAGCUCGAGCAAAAGCAUCUCUGUGAAAUGUGAGGGUCCGUGUCCCUGCCUGCCAGGGCAGGAAGUCAUCAAACCGCACACAGAGAAGAACGGCUGCAGCGAUGCUGAUUUGAAAAGUUUAGCAUCCAGACUCAAAGACUGGUUCGGGGUUUUGCACACGGAUGCCAACAGAGACCUGAAGAGCACUACGAGUGAAACCACACAAGGACGUUUCGACACCAGCAUUUUGCCCAUCUGUAAAGAUUCUCUCGGGUGGAUGUUCAACAAGCUGGACAUGAACUACGACCUUCUGCUCGACCAAUCAGAGCUCAGCGCCAUUUACCUCGACAAAUACGAACUGUGCAUGCGGCCUCUGUUCAACUCCUGCGACUCCUUCAAAGACGGAAAGCUGUCCAACAACGAGUGGUGCUACUGUUUCCAGAAACCCGACGGCAUGCCGUGUCAGAACGAGAUGAACAGGAUUCAUUCUCAGAGUCGGAGGAAGACUCUGAUAGGGGCGUAUGUGCCGCGCUGUUCUGAGGACGGGUAUUUUAAGGCCACUCAGUGUCAUGGCAGCACCGGUCAGUGCUGGUGUGUGGACAAAUACGGCAAUGAGAUCGCAGGAUCCCGCAGACAGGGAAACCCUACCUGUGAGGAGGAUCAGGAGACGUCUGGAGAUUUCGGCGGCAGCGGUGGCGGCGCUGUGAUUCUACUGGACGAUCAGGAGGAGGAGUCUCCGCAGCGUGGGCGGGGCCGACAGAAAGAGAGGCGGGGGCGACUCCACCCCCGCGGGGCGAUCGAGGAUGACGAAGACGCAGAGGACGACGAGAUGGGCUACGUCUGGUAGCUCCGCCCACCCAUCUUCCGCUAAUUAACCAGGGACCCAUGUUAAAAUGCACAGUUCUGAAGCCAUUCCAGCUCCGCCCCCUCAGACACGCCCCCCUCUUCUCAUUCCGGAUCUGAUCUUGUCCUUCUCAUUCUCUCUCUCUCUCUCUCUCUCUCCUCAGCCGCCUCUUCACGUUCUGUCCUCUGUUUUCCCUCGUUCAAACUCUCCUGGAUCGCUCUCUAGCGUAUUCUAGACCGGCUCUAGACGGUAGACGUGCAUGACGAGAUUGUUCAGCAUUUCGGGGGCUUCAUACCAGUUCUACUUAGGAUGUUUUUAAAGGGUUCGUUCUCAGUGGUGAUAUGCAUGAACGCCACUGCUGAAUGCAGGAGUCGACGUCGGAGACCUUCAAGGGCGAGGUUUAGGUGGGCUUAAGCCAAACGCGCACUACAACACCGAAGCUCAUCACACUUUCAUGUUUUAAAUCUGACACAAGAGGUUGCGGAUCAUAGCGUUGAUGUUCGCUCCGCGUGAAACGCGCUACAACUCGUCACUGUUGCUACAAUACUACGGUUCAAAUCUGAAAUCGAAACGUUUUUUGGUUUCGCUUACUUUUUUUCUGCAUGCAGAAACGACCCGAAGCCCUUCCUUUUGUGUGAACGAGUUUGCAGGAGAAUGAGAGAGAGUUUGUGCGGGAUGAUCUUGUAAUUAAUGCAUGUAGGCCGUGAUUAGUCGAGUACAAUGUGCACAAAAACAACACAAGAAACAGCGUAGAUGAGCGAUGAGCUUCAGUCGGGUUGUGUGUGCUUGACUUCAUGCUGCUUUCACGUCAGUUCACAAUUACUGUAAUUAUAAGAAACAAAUCCCAUGCAUGCGACUGUGAACUUCACUGCAAAAAAGCACUGCUCUUAUUCAGUAUAUUUCAAUUAAUGCAAAUACAACGUGUUUAUAUUUUAUUUUAUUUCAGCUUAAUUUCAAUGACCAAAAUUAAUUUCUUAUUGAAGUUAGUGCACUUUUAUUUUUUAUAAUUAAUAUUUUUUACAUUUUAAAAUGAUAUUAUAUUAAAUAAUAUUUUUGCAGCUUUAGUUCUGUUUUGUUUUUUAUUUACUUGCUACGCCGAAUGACAUAAGAUAUUGAGUUUACGCUUGAAAGGAGAAAAACAUCUGCCAGUGGAGUCAGAAAAAUAAUCUUUAUUUUAAUGAACCUGACUUCAAUAUUAUUUUUCUAACCUUAAUGGCAGACAUUUGUUCUUCUUUUAAGUGUAAACCCGCUUCAUUUUGCCAAAUUUCUCUGAAAACAAGACUCGAGUGAGUUUACGCUGUAAACAAGAGCAAACGGGGUCAGAAAAAUCAUCUCGCGUGUUUAUUUCUCUGACCCCAUUAGCAGAGAGUUGUUCUUUUUUCGAGCGUAUAAACUUUAAGCUUUUCAAAUCUAAGCAUAGAAACCUUAAUGUGUCAUUGUGGAUUGAAGUUUAAAUCGAUUUAAGUGUAUUCCCAUGUUUAUACUGGAAAACAAGAUAAAACAAGAACAGGAAGAACAGCACUUUUUGCGGUGUUUACCAUAGUGACAAAAUGACUAAAGUUAUUCGACUGCUCGUUUGAAAAGAUUUCCGUUAUAUUGCAGGCGGUCUCGCCUGGAGCCUUUUCUUAGUUUUUCAACGUUUUGCAAAAGUCUCGUUCACGUAUUUGCUACCGCGGAUGCCACAGUAAGAAAAAGCAUCUGCGUCCAAGCGCGCGAGCUGAAUCUGGUAAUUGCAGCAAUUGCGACGUGACGCGAGCCCGAUCUCGUCCCUUUGUUUGUCGUCUUCGGCUGAUGAUUUAGUUCCCGAGUCCUUCACCGCGGCUCGUUUUUCUAUCGCCGUCUCCGAGCGUUUAAGCUGGGUCGCGACCUUUGCGUCGGCUCUCCGUGCGAUCGGUUCUCUGAAGCUGGAGAGUUUGGGCUCGACAGAAUUCAGAAGCGAUCAAACGGCUCGUCCGCCUGACCUUUUCAAACCGUUCCAGAAAAACAGAAGGCGAAUGAAGCGGCGUGACGGCUGUCUGGCGGAUGAAUUUGCCGUCGUUAGCGCAUCCGUGAGACUCCGGGCCCUGGAGUCACGUCCGCCUCCAAUCUUCGUCUCAUUCGGCAUUCUUCGUUUGAUCAGAAUAGUUGGAUACGUCGAGCUUAAACAGUUUUAUAAGCACGCGUGAGGUUUUAGGCUAACCUCUUGCUUGCUGUUUUUUGAUUUGCAUACGGUUUUUUGCCCAUCUCACUUGCUCAGCAAACCCGCAAUCCCCCGCUCGGCUCCUAUAGAGGAGAUACGCCGCUGUUAGACCGGAUCGGAUGAUCCGCGAUCCUUAAAGAGUUUAGUGCUGAUAUCAGAUCACAGCAGCUUAGUUCUGUUCCUCUGACUAUAUUCACACACUCCUUUCUCAUCUUCCUGGCAUGUCUUUUCUCGCUCGUGUCGGCGGCGAGUUCUCCGCAGAAGGAGACGUCUCGCUCGGUGAUCAUAGACAGUGCUGCAGAUGGAUUAUACGAGGCGUUUUGCGCCCAGAGGGGAAGUUUCUGGGUGCUCCUGAGGGAUUAUGGGUAACAGAGGAACGAACUGAUGGGCUUACGGCUUCCUAACACCUUUUUAUUCUAUUCUUUUUUUGUUCCCUCACUGCACCUUUUCAUUCCCAGGAGUAGGAGACACAUUUAACAGAUCAAGAGGAGUGAAUAAUCUGGAAGAAAUCUUUUAAGGACAGCGGUGUUGUUCUAAACCUGUAGGAACAGGAAAAGUUCAUGACUAAAGAAAAUGCAAAAAACUAACAAACAUAUAAGCGUAAACUGAAACAUUCUUUGUUGUCAUCAGUGGAUCCACUAAGAACCUUCAACAUCUAUUCCACAAAAGGUUCUUUACAGUGGAAAAACAACCAUAAGAACUUUUCAUUAAAAGAAUUGCAUUCGUGUUGGGUUUUAGAUUUGUAUUUUUUUAUUAAUAUGAUUAAAAGGUGAGACUUGGCAGCGGAGGCCAUUGGUUUUCAUGUAAUUGGAGAGAUUUGAGAGCUGCGGGAAUACAAAAUCUUUCAGGUUUGGAACAACACAGUUAUGUUUUUUUUCUUUGGAUACACUAAAACAGGGCUGCACGGUUUCAGAUAUUUAUGAAAUAUUAUAUGCAGUAUUAAAUGAAAUCGGUGUGGAAUACUAAAAUGUAUAUUUAAGGAAAUAAUAUAAUUAUUGUAUUGUCCUAAAUAAUAAUAACUAUAAAAAUGACAGUGCUGUUUAUGGCUUUCUUGAUUGAUUUAUUUAACAUUAAAGCUUUUAUUUUGGCAGAAAGACUUUUUUUUGAGCCGCUCAUGUGUAAAUUAACACAGCACGUUUAACUUUGAAACACACGGCGCAUUUAUAUUUUAACUAAAUCACAGCCUGUUUUGAACUAAGCCAUACUGUGAUUUUGCUUUUGUUUUGUUUAAUCGUGCAGCCCUCUUCUCAAAUAUGAGCUUCAAGCUACAGGAAGUGCAUCCUUCUUUCAUUCUGUCUCUCUCUCUCUCUCUCUCUCUCUCUCUCUCUCUCUCUCUCUGUCUAUCGAUCAUAUUCUUAGAUGAAAUCAGUUGUUAUCGUGAUAAGCUGAGAGCAUCACACACACACACACACACACACACACACACACACACCCCGUAUCUGAUCUCUGCAGAACUGCAUCAUGGACUUCUGACGAUAACAAUGACCUUUGACCUUUGAGGUGACCUCUCCCCUCCUCUAGUGCUGCUGUGUGUCUGAUGCCUGGCCUGCAACUGUAAACUUCCCCCGGCCCGUCCCGCCUCUGCCUGCUUCGCUCCUGUACAAAGGUGCAAUAAAAGCUUUGUCACGAUGUUUUCACAUAUUUUACCGCAAACACACACUCACACACUCACACACACACACAGGUGAUCCGACCGCUCACACCUGCAGCUACAGAUGAAACAGUCGAUGGCCAUAUUUGCAAGAGUUUCCUUUGUUAAUUCUCUAUAUUUUUUACUCUGUAAAGACAAUAAUUAAUGUGUAAAAAACAAGAAAAAUGCUGAAUGUUCAACCGGAGAUGUAAUUAAUGACGUCAUGUGGCUUCGUCCAUUUGCCUUGCCUGAGUCUGGAUGUGUAAAAACCCUCCUGUGGUCCUGAGUUCAGUGUACAGACCCUCCUCUGUCCCUCUAUCUGUCCGUCUCUCUCUCUUUCCACCGUCGCAGUGCCGCUGUUCGCACCGGAUUCGUUGUUCAGUCCGACCCAGCGCGGCUUUUUAACAGAAAAACGAGAUGAAAUUAAGUUACUGAAACGAAUCUGAGCUCUUAAAACUACAAGUUCUGCAUCGGCGUCGAUGGUCCAGUGGAGAACCUUCCACAGAUGUUAAAGGUUCUUCUAGAAACCGCAAAUUGUUCUUCCGUGGCUUUGCUGUGAAACCCAUCGUCGAAAUCGUUUUUUUUUUUUCUGAGUGUAUUUUACACGCUAUGUGCUCAGAAAUCACUAAAACCACAAAACAAGCACUACGAUCUCAAAAACCAGUCUCCAGGUCUGGGUCAGGUCUGAGAAGUGAAGCUGUUGGCUUUGACGUGUUUCUCCGGCCGAAUGCCGGCACCGCUCCGGUGGUUUCUCUCUGUUCUGGUGUUUUCCCGUCAUUUCCCUGAAUCCUGAUCGAGAGUCCCAGUGGAAUGUUCUUGUUCUGGGCUGAUUUGUUUGGUUUGUUUGGUUUCUCUCUUUUCUCCUUCUCUCUCUCUCUCUCUCUCUUUCUCUCUUUCUCUCUUUCUUUUUUAUUUUUAGUUUUAGCUGUAAAAUGGUUCCUUGAGAAAUUGUUUGUCUGAAUAAAACUGGAGUUUGUCCUCGUCCA